AUCACAGAAAGGACAGGAGGAAGUGUUGUCUGUUUUCAUUUUUCUGUGAGCGAAAUAUGUAGUUUUCCUCUGUGAAUAUGAACUGGAUUUGACAGAAAAGAACAUAGUUAAUCAGUUCAAUAACCUGAAAUAAUCAGCCACUCGAAAGGCUGUGCAGAGAAGAUGAGCGACCAGUUCGUAAUGGAUAUCAACAAUUUAAACACACUGGAUAAGGAGUGUAGUGCCCUUGGUGGCUUGUUCCAGACGGUCAUGAGUGACAUGAAGGCUGGCUAUCCAGUGUGGGAAGACUUGGCUGCUAAAGCACUCAAGCUGCACUCGUCCAUGAAGGCGACCAGUAUCGCAGCUACAGCUUUCCUGGAUUCCUUUCAGAAAGUAGCUGACAUGGCCACCAACACGAAAGGAGCGACGAGGGACAUCGGCACCGCGCUGACGCGUCUCUGCAUGCGGCAGCGCAGCAUUGAGGCCAAGAUGAGGCAGUUCACGACGGCCGUCGUCGAGAAUCUGGUGGGACCCCUGCAGGACAGGAUGGAAGACUGGAAGAAGAUGGCCGCCCAGCUCGAUAAGGAUCAUGCUAAAGAAUACAAGAAAGCACGGCAUGAGAUCAAGAAGCUGAGUACAGACACUGUCCGGUUACAGAAGAAAGUGAAAAAGGGUUCGACGGACAAGCAGAAGCAGCUGCAGUGUCACCUGCAGAACGUCAGCGACAAGUAUCUGCUACUGGAGGAGACGGAGAAGAACGCCGUGCGGCAGGCGAUGAUCGAGGAACGCAACCGCUUCUGUCUGUUCGUGAACAGCGUCCGGCCCGUCGUGGACGUGGAACUGGAGAUGCUGAGUGAGAUCACGCACCUGGAGGAGAUCAUGGAGGCGCUGAAGAAACACACGGCCGAGCCGAAGUCGCUGCCGGACAUGAGCGAGCAGGUCAUACGCGAUGUGCGCGGCUCCGAGAGCACGACCUCCUUCUUCCAGGCGUCGCUACAGGAAGCCAGCAGCACAGGCUCGAGCAAUGCCAGUACGCCCUCCUCACCCUACCCGCCAGUCAUGACGUGGCCCGCGUGGCCCGAGGGGCUGGAGAGGGGCAUGCCCGAGCGGCCACACACAAUAUCCAGUCCGUAUGAGCAUCACCAGGCGCCAUCACGACCCCCACUGACUUCACAGACAUUUGAACCUCCUGACAAGAUCAUGGAACGCUCAAUGUCUACACCAACCAAUUCACUGCCAAGACCUGAGAGAAGGACUAGCUCAUCCUCCCAGAACAGCACUUCAUCGAAAGAGCAGCAGCAGCAGCAGCCACAGGUAAGACUCAACAAGGGAGCUUCUCUGUAA
Priapulus caudatus is the source of this 1323-nucleotide messenger RNA. RefSeq names its product MTSS1-like protein. Lineage: Eukaryota; Metazoa; Priapulida; Priapulimorpha; Priapulimorphida; Priapulidae. The record is from RefSeq and is a predicted model, not a curated record. Gene Ontology annotation, biological process: cell projection assembly; plasma membrane organization. The transcript has 11 exons. Bases 163 to 1323 code for a protein of 386 amino acids. Gene Ontology annotation, molecular function: phospholipid binding; actin binding. Gene Ontology annotation, cellular component: cytoplasmic side of plasma membrane; actin cytoskeleton.